Molecule: messenger RNA, 1204 nt
Organism: Molossus molossus (Pallas's mastiff bat)
Lineage: Eukaryota; Metazoa; Chordata; Mammalia; Chiroptera; Molossidae
Product: protein-lysine methyltransferase METTL21C-like
Exons: 6
Coding region: 232-1020 (262 amino acids)
Biological process (GO): peptidyl-lysine methylation
Cellular component (GO): cytosol; cytoplasm
Molecular function (GO): protein-lysine N-methyltransferase activity
Source: RefSeq, a predicted model, not a curated record
GAAAUCUCAAAUCUCUUCUGCCACACAAGGGGAAACUUCCUGGAGUUGUGGGAAAGUUGAAAGGAAGGAGCAAGUGUCUUCGAAAGAAAACUCUUCUCCUGCGGAGCACAGACCAGCAGAGCACUCUUGGCUGGUCUGAUGUGAAGGCAUAAGCUGCACCUUCGAGAGAUUCAGACAGCCUGGGCUGAGCACCUCGGGUCUUGGCCAAUUUCCUCCUCUCCGGCUCCGGUAAUGGACGCGUGUCUGAGCUCCGAGCAGCAGCCUGGAUGCCCGGGAGAAGGACUGAACUCCCCAGGUGGCAGGUUAGAGGCAGAGGAGGAGACUGUCCAGAAAGACGGCACCAGUGGACCUGCAGGAGAUUUUAACAUAGAUCCAUCUCUUCAUAGCCUCCAGGAAUUUGUUCCUACAGACUAUGCCAGCUACACUCAGGAGCAUUACCUGUUUGCAGGCAAGAAGAUUGUCGUUCAAGAAUCAAUAGAGAGUUAUGGAGCGGUGGUGUGGCCAGGGGCUACAGCUUUGUGUCAGUAUUUGGAGGAACAUACAGUGGACCUGAACCUUCAAGAUGCUAAAAUACUUGAAAUUGGUGCUGGACCAGGUCUUGUUUCCAUUGUAGCCAGUAUUUUAGGAGCUCAAGUCACGGCCACAGAUUUGCCUGAUGUCCUAGGAAACCUUCAAUACAACCUUUUAAAGAACACACUAAAACACACAGCACAUCUGCCUGAAGUCAAAGAACUGGUGUGGGGAGAAGGCCUGGAACAAAAGUUCCCCAAGUCAACUUUUUACUAUGAUUACGUUCUGGCCUCUGAUGUGGUCUACCAUCACUACUGUCUUGACAAGCUGCUCACCACCAUGGUGUACCUCAGCCAGCCAGGGACUGUGUUGCUUUGGGCAAACAAGUUCAGAUUCAGCACUGAUUAUGAAUUUUUAGAUAAAUUCAAGCAAGUUUUUGAUACUACAUUCUUGGCUGAAUUUCCAGAGUCAUCAGUUAAAAUUUUUAAAGGAAUACUAAAAUGGGACUAAAUUGAACAAAAUGCCUUUCAAAAAAUUAGUGUGUGUUUUGAGCAGUGUUAAAGAUUGUGUUGUCAAUAAAACACUUAUAAGAUUGAGAAGGUAGUGCAUAAAAAAACAACAACAAAAAAAACAACUUGUAUACCAAAAAUAAACACAACUUCAUAUGACAGCAGCUAUCUAAAAUAACCUAUUU